AUGUCGGCACACGUUGAGGUUGUGGCGACCGAUCUAAGGCGCGCCAAGGUCAAAGUCACCCCAGGGACAUACCUCGUUGACGUUCUCAACGAAGCUUGCAAAAAGCUCAACCUGAAAAGCGACAAGUAUGAGCUCAAGCACAAACAAAAAACAGUCGAUCUGACCGGGCCCUUCCGGACAUCUGGACUCAGCCCCGGUGCUAAACUUGAGUUAGUGCAGAAGUCAAAGAGCGCAUCAGUGGUGUCCAUCGCCCUUGAUGCCAAUGGCCAGCGUUACACCAAGAAGCUCCCCAGCGAUAUGUCACUAUGGAAAGUCAUGCGGCAGUUUGAAACCACGGAGAAGGGGCUUAACAUCACCGGACGGGGCAUCCCAGUGGGGACCAACAGCGGUCAGCUUUACCACGAAGGGCCGGUAGUUAAUAUCAUGGGGAGAGAGUACUCCGCCAUGGAAGACUUGCAAAAAACGUUGUCACAGUGCGGUAUCAACUCCGGCAGUAUUGUUCUAAGGCUCACCUUCAAGCUUGGAGACCGGACUCUAUAUGAUGCCAUGCAGGAGAUUGCCCAGUAUCUCAACGAGGUCGAGCCGGAGGAACCAAAGACGGAAGAGAAGGCUGCACCACAGGCUGCUCCAGUUAUUGAACAGGCGACGGUGGGCGACGUGGUGAUGGGUGAAGAUACGGCACCAGAAACCCAGGUACCAGUAAGAAACGAAGAUCAAGUAGUAUCGCCAGUGUCGACGCAACCAGGUACAACAAGCGACGAUAUGAUAACCGACGGACCCGCCCCAACCCUUAACCCAGCCGACCCUCUCCAACCAACUAAUGUCUUCAAUGCGCCGGCUUCCUCAACCCCACUGGCAGCUCACACCCGCGAGGACGAUUCCGUGUACGAACCCACCAUUGCUCAUGCUCAGCUCCGCCAGCAACAGCUCCUCCAGCGAUCACAAAACACUCGUCUCAAAUCCGACGCCGAGCUUGCCGCCGAGGCCGCCGCAGAGGCCGCCCAGAUUGCUAAGAUUACCAGCGUGGAGGUCAAGGUCCGGUUCCCCGACCAAACCUCCGCUGUCUGGAAUAUCACCCCCGAAGAGACCGGUGCUUUCCUUUACCAGGCCAUCCGCAAUGUCAUGGCGAAUCCAACCGCCCCAUUCAAGCUAAUCCUACCGGGCCCCAAAACAAUUAUCCAAGAAGGCGAAAAGAAGUUGAUUGCGGGGUAUAAGCUCAAAGGCCGCGAGAUGCUUCACCUACUGUGGGACGAUUCGGUUGCGGCUAGCGUCAGGAAGGAAACAUUUCUCAAGGGGAGCGUGGCGAGCCGAGCGAAGGAGGUGGUCAUUCCUAAGAUCCCACAGGGGAAGGCGGAUGAGGAGGAGAAGGGCGCCGGGAGUGGCGCUGUUGCGGGUCCGUCAAAUCAGCAGAAUAAGCGGGAUGGUGGGAGCGCGCAUGAUUCGGAAGCGGUGAAGAAGAAGUUGAGUAAAUUCCUGGGCUUAAGGAAGAAAUAG
Molecule: messenger RNA, 1494 nt
Organism: Dichotomopilus funicola
Lineage: Eukaryota; Fungi; Ascomycota; Sordariomycetes; Sordariales; Chaetomiaceae
Product: GLUT4 regulating protein TUG-domain-containing protein
Exons: 2
Coding region: 1-1494 (497 amino acids)
Biological process (GO): intracellular protein transport
Cellular component (GO): cytoplasm; nucleus; vesicle membrane
Source: RefSeq, a predicted model, not a curated record